AUGCUGUGCACUCCACUGAGAAUUGGUUAUAUUGUUGGCCUGGAAGCUCCACUAGUAAGUCGAGAGGAUUUGAGCAUAUCCACAUGUAGCUGUGAAGCUGAGAAACUUAAAUCCAGAUUGGCUGCUUCAGAUUCUGAGCCUGGGAAGAAUGAGAUUAAGCUUAAUCCACAUACUCUCAAUGACGCUCUCUGCAUCUCUUUGGAUUCAAUCUGGUUUUUGAGUGCAAAACAAGAGUUGUAUGGAAUUACUGGGUUGAUCAAGAAGAUCAUUGCUAAUGGGGCAUAUGACUUCACUAGAGCUGCACUUCGGACAUCUUUUCUUACUUCCCGUGUUUCUGCUUGCCAGAGUCGAACAAUGAGCCUGGCAGAUACUGUAACUGUGAUGGCACAGAGAGGCCAACACCCAAAUGUAGGGCAUGGGCAGAGUUUAAGCAGAAAGGGUAAGGAAAAGAAGGGGCGUAUGGGUGGGAAGGAUGGAGAGAAGGACUGCCUUGUGAAGUGA
This is a messenger RNA of Fraxinus pennsylvanica, 501 nucleotides long. NCBI's taxonomy places the organism in Eukaryota, Viridiplantae, Streptophyta, Magnoliopsida, Lamiales, Oleaceae. The record is from the annotation of a GenBank genome assembly.